AUGAAGAUCAUUUGCUGCCUCCAUUGUCAGCAGAGCAAUCAGCCACCGAAGAAGAAGGCUCUCAUCGUUGGGAUCAAAUAUGACACCCCGGAGUCUCCAAAAAGCCCAUAUUAUGUACAGCUUGUGGGGCCCCACAAGGAUGCGCAAGACUUCCAGGACUUGCUUAUUGAAAUUUAUGGCCUGGUGUAUAAGGACUGGUGCUCUUCAGACUUUAGCAACCAAGCAGACUUUGACCGUAAUCUGCCCACAAAGUUGGUUGCGGUCUCUGCAUGCAAUGAGCCUCGAAAUGAUGCUGUGAGUGCUACAGCAGCUUGCACAUCAUGCAGAGUUGAGGGGACAAGUGAUAACAAGCAAGCCCAACUCCACCUCUCCACCGUGCACCUGGAGAGCAUCCUCUUUGUCUUCUCAGAGGCCUACCUGCUUUGGCCAAGCCCACAGUCACAUGCACUCUCGCACAUCCACGUCUGCAUGAAGGCCGGCCACACACCGCUCGAUGCGCUCGAGGCAUGGACACAUGCACACGAAACUGCAUGUUUGCUCACGGGGUGCGCAGGGUGCUUGUUUGAUGUUGCACUUGCAGCAGUGCAGAUGGCGCUGCAUGCUGUGGAUGCAGACUUCCCAGCAUUCGUUGAGAAGGCACAGGUAGCAGGUUGGCAGGUGGACAAGGUCGGCCUCAUCAUGGGUGCUCUGGGGUCAGUGGCCGUUGAUGAGGGCAUGGGGGGUGUGAAUAUGGAUGUGGAUGCUGGGCAUGCAGUGGGGUGA
Laetiporus sulphureus 93-53 is the source of this 762-nucleotide messenger RNA. RefSeq lists its product as uncharacterized. The transcript is spliced from 4 exons. Bases 1 to 762 code for a protein of 253 amino acids. The record is from RefSeq and is a predicted model, not a curated record. NCBI's taxonomy places the organism in Eukaryota, Fungi, Basidiomycota, Agaricomycetes, Polyporales, Laetiporaceae.